GAUCUCAGUUCUCCUCCUCUCUUUCUCUCACUCUCUCUUUCUCUCUCUUCAAGCUGAAGCAGCGAUCCCGCCGCUUGCGUUUCAGGGCCUCGAGGUGGAGAUGAUGAACGGCGGCGCGAAGGUCUUGGCGGAGGCGUUCAACCCGGCGGCGGUGGCGCCCGAGCCCCUGCCGGCGGCGGUGGCCGAGCUUAACGGUAAUGGGGUCGGAGGAGGGAAGGCCGCGGCCGCCGCCGGCGACGGCGGGAAGAGGGAGAUCGUGCUGGGGAGGAACGUGCACACCACGUGCCUGGCCAUCGAGGAGCCCGACGCCAACGACGAGUUCACCGGCGACAAGGACGCCUACAUGGCCGGCGUCCUGGCGCGGUACCGGAAGACGCUCGUGGAGAGGACCAAGCAGCAUUUGGGCUAUCCUUACAAUCUGGACUUCGAUUAUGGGGCGUUGGCACAGUUGCAGCACUUCUCAAUCAAUAACCUUGGGGAUCCAUUUAUUGAGAGCAACUAUGGAGUGCACUCAAGACAGUUUGAAGUUGGUGUGCUGGAUUGGUUUGCUCGUCUGUGGGAAAUUGAGAAAAGUGAUUACUGGGGUUAUAUUACAAACUGCGGGACUGAAGGCAAUCUUCAUGGGAUCUUAGUGGGGAGGGAAGUUUUUCCUGAUGGAAUUCUAUAUGCAUCACGGGAGUCGCAUUAUUCUGUUUUUAAGGCAGCACGUAUGUAUAGAAUGGAAUGUGUUAAAGUAGCAACUCUGGUUUCUGGGGAAAUUGACUGCGCGGAUUUUAAAGACAAACUACUUGCUAACAAGGAUAAGCCUGCUAUCAUCAAUGCUAAUAUAGGAACAACUGUCAAAGGAGCUGUAGAUGACCUUGAUCUCAUUAUAAAAACUCUCGAAGAAAGUGGGUUUACACAUGAUAGAUUCUACAUACAUUGUGAUGGAGCUUUAUUUGGACUCAUGAUGCCUUUCGUCAAACGGGCACCAAAGGUUUCUUUCAAGAAGCCCAUUGGAAGCGUAAGUGUUUCAGGCCACAAGUUUGUGGGAUGUCCAAUGCCUUGUGGUGUUCAAAUAACAAGGAUGGAUCAUAUAAAUGCUCUCUCGAGGAAUGUUGAAUACCUUGCUUCCAGGGAUGCAACGAUCAUGGGUAGCAGGAAUGGCCACGCUCCUAUUUUCCUUUGGUACACACUCAAUCGUAAAGGUUACAAAGGGUUUCAGAAGGAAGUACAGAAGUGCCUUAGAAAUGCCCACUACCUGAAGGGUCGUCUUCGUGAGGCAGGGAUAAGUGCCAUGUUAAAUGAGCUUAGCAGCACGGUUGUAUUUGAACGGCCGUCGGAAGAAGAGUUCGUGCGCAGAUGGCAACUGGCUUGUGAGGGAAAUAUUGCUCACGUUGUGGUGAUGCCGAGUGUUAGUAUUGAGAAAUUGGACGGUUUCGUGAAUGAAUUGAUUGAGAAGCGGUCAACUUGGUACAGAGAUGGUACUGUCCAGCCUCCUUGUCUUGCUGUAGACAUAGGGGCUGAGAAUUGUUGUUGUGCUCUGCAUAAGUGACCACUUUUAGUGAUUUAGAUUGCGGUUUCGUCGGCCAUUGUCAGCAGCGGCAUUGUUGUGUUUGUUAGGUAGCGUUUUAGAUUUUGUAGCAGAGUUUGAUCGAGGCAUAUUUCCUUCUGUAAUAAGCUCUUCCAUUUAUAUCAGAAUGGCCUCAUAUUCUCCUCCUAAAA
Messenger RNA from Eucalyptus grandis, 1704 nucleotides. RefSeq names its product serine decarboxylase. The record is from RefSeq and is a predicted model, not a curated record. The transcript has 6 exons. NCBI's taxonomy places the organism in Eukaryota, Viridiplantae, Streptophyta, Magnoliopsida, Myrtales, Myrtaceae. Gene Ontology annotation, molecular function: carboxy-lyase activity; pyridoxal phosphate binding. Gene Ontology annotation, biological process: carboxylic acid metabolic process. The coding region runs from base 101 to 1534 and encodes 477 amino acids.